This is a messenger RNA of Chaetomium strumarium, 1918 nucleotides long. RefSeq names its product TLC domain-containing protein. Bases 401 to 1492 code for a protein of 363 amino acids. The transcript has 2 exons. The record is from RefSeq and is a predicted model, not a curated record. Gene Ontology annotation, cellular component: endoplasmic reticulum; membrane. Gene Ontology annotation, biological process: lipid homeostasis. Lineage: Eukaryota; Fungi; Ascomycota; Sordariomycetes; Sordariales; Chaetomiaceae.
CCCAACAAAAACGACGCCCUGGAGGAGGGCUUGUGCCGUCAUCGAGCGGGACGGGCCUGGGCUGAAGCUGAGGCAUCCGAUUCCAUUCCCGCUGCAACCUGCAAGCUCCGAAACGAGCAGCAAACGAAUGAUGAGGAUGCACAUGGCGCAGUGAUCCUCCCCGAAGCGCCCAGUCCAUCAUCACUGGUGUACUUUCUUUGAAACGUCAUCGGCCGCCCCAGCUGAGCCGCCCACCACACCACAGCCCCGGGUGCUUGUGACAUUGUGCCUGGUGACCGCCAUUACUACCUGGAAGCAGUCUCCCGCUUGCCACUCGCCGUUGAAAAGCAAACGAGCCUCCUGAGUGCCUCUGCUCCUCCGAACUUUCCAACAAGGGUGCCGUGCCCAUUCACUUUCAAGAAUGCGCGAUCCAUUCCCGUUCCCGCCGAUCCCGGCACUGAGCAAGGCUGUCGAGCCGUAUGCCGAGCGGUUCUCGAUGUCGACUCUGCCCUUGCACAUACACGAAGUCAUCGGCGCCGCCCUGUUUUACACCCUGAUCCAGACCGUUGUCUCACCCGUGCUCUCCAACAAGCUGUUUCCUCAGCACUAUCCGCGUCACCACCGCGCUAAGAAAGCCAACUGGGACACCCACGUCGUCUCACUCGUCCAGAGCUUGAUCAUCAAUGGCGUCGCCCUCUGGGUCAUGUUUGCGGACGAGGAGCGCAGCAGCAUGGACCAUGAGCAGCGCAUCUGGGGGUAUACGGGCGGCUGUGGGAUCGUCCAGGCCCUUGCUGCUGGCUACUUCCUCUGGGACGUGGGCAUCACCCUGCUGAAUCUGGAUACCUUUGGGCUGGGCCUGCUUGCGCACGGCGUCGCCGCCCUGAGCGUGUACACCUUGGGCUUCCGUCCCUUUAUCAACUUCUACUCCCCGACCUUCAUCCUUUACGAGCUCUCCACGCCCUUCCUCAACAUCCACUGGUUCUGCGACAAGCUCAACAUGACCGGGUCAAAGCUGCAGCUGUACAACGGCAUCUCGCUGCUCGUGACCUUUUUCCUCUGCCGCCUCGUCUGGGGCACCUGGCAGUCCGCCCUCGUCUACCGCGACAUCUGGCAUGCGGUCGGCCGCGGGCCGUCGGCCGACGCCCUCGCGAAAGCCUUCUCGGACCCGACGGUCACCACCGCCGCCGCCGAUCCGCACACCAACCCCAUGUUCUUCGCCUCCCAGGCCGGCACGGUGCCCGUCUGGAUGGCCGGGGUGUAUCUCCUGGCCAACGUCGUGCUGAACACGCUGAACUGGUACUGGUUCGUCAAGAUGAUCAAGGCGGUCAGGAAGCGCUUCGAGCCGCCCAAGCCUGGGAAGAGGGAGGCGUUGUUGCCUGCCGAGGCUGUGCCGCGGACCAAGGUGUCGGCGGUGGAGGACAAGGACCGGAUGACGGUGCGGCAUCGCCGCGCGCAUUCCAUUGAGGAUGUUGUGCCGGACAGCGAGGAGCUAAGGGAGGGGACUAUUCAAUAAUGGGGAUUAGCUGCCGUUGGGGUGAGAUAUAACGUCAAAGUGUGUUGAGAUGCAGUAGGAUUACUGAUUCCUGCUGCCAGCCAGGUACCUGGCUGAAUACGGUACCGACUAGGGUGGAAUGGGGACCUCAUGGAUGGAUAUCUUACGAUAUAAUGUCGAUUAGCUGACCGCAUGGGACGGGCACGGAUUGAUCAUUCUGCUUGUCCACGGACGUUCUGUUGUCAUGAUUUCACGAGAAGUAUAUGGGACGUGCCAGGGGAGCCAGUCAGGGUUCUAUAGACGGCCAUUACACGAAGCCUCACCACCUCUCUCAACAUGAGUGGUACCUUAUGGGCCGUGUUUUUUGGACAGAGCCUUGAGGUUCUUCCUGUGCACUGGACAUACGUACCAUUCCCGGUCAUCGAAACUAAUUCAACCAUUGCAACU